This is a messenger RNA of Mesocestoides corti, 789 nucleotides long. The record is from the annotation of a GenBank genome assembly. NCBI's taxonomy places the organism in Eukaryota, Metazoa, Platyhelminthes, Cestoda, Cyclophyllidea, Mesocestoididae.
AUGACAGCAAGUUCUACACUCGACAUCGAUGCCAUUCCCCCUACCUGGAAUGGCAGUUACCAACACUGCCGAAAGAUCACAGUUCCGUCAAGUUAUCUUAUGACGGUUAUUUUGGCAGUUUGGUCCACUUUAACGUGGGGGCCUCUGAGCGAACUUCUGAGACAAGUUGACCACUUCUUCGUUGCACCAACUACCUCGGACGGCUCAAUUCCAGUGGCAGUUGAACUGGCAUGUGGGCAUUUGCACUGCAGAAAGUGCCUCCUACCGAAGAACGACUGCGUUCCCCUCUACCUCAUGUGCAGAGAUUGUUACGAAGUUACCCCAACUGAUGUGGCCACCGUUCCUCAGCUCGAAUCAUCUACGAAAGUAAAUAUCCGGCGAGACAGGAUUCGGAAAGAAUUGGCCCGUAUUCAGCUCAUUAGGAAGCGGGGCGAAGAACUCUUCGACGAGGCGGAGAAACUGCGAGAAAAGGUCUUGGAAGCCUUCUACAAUCUUCUCUCCAGAUCUACCAAACCGGAUGAUCAGCUGUCUUUAACCGAUGCUCUACACUUAAUGGAGACCACACUGAAUGAGUUAGAAGAUUGGAGUAGACGCGCUGUUGCCGUCAAAGAUCCUCAUGACAAAACAAUUGACGAAUUAUGCCGCUCUGGGGUUGAUUUAAUUAAAAGAGCCAGCGAACUGUCAGAAAAGUAUCAAAGGGAAGUGAAUGUGCAGCCGUAUGUCCCAACCACAUCCUACUUCCAGCUAAAGGAUAUCCUGGAAUCACCCAUAUUUAUUUAUCCCGACUAA